Callorhinchus milii (elephant shark) is the source of this 1299-nucleotide messenger RNA. RefSeq names its product metabolism of cobalamin associated B (gene mmab). The record is from RefSeq and is a predicted model, not a curated record. Gene Ontology annotation, molecular function: corrinoid adenosyltransferase activity. Lineage: Eukaryota; Metazoa; Chordata; Chondrichthyes; Chimaeriformes; Callorhinchidae. The transcript is spliced from 8 exons. The coding region runs from base 80 to 781 and encodes 233 amino acids.
GGGCGAGGGUGGCGCGAGGGGGUUUGACCGUUGGUGAAGCCGAGCGCGAGGCUCGCGGUGCGCUGCGGUGGUGGGAGUCAUGCCCCUGAGCUGCGCGCGCCGCCUGGCCGCCCGGCUCCUCAGCUCCCGCCGCCCGGUGGGCCGUCCGCUGGGCCUCCGCGCCUACUGUGAGGAGGAGGCCGGGGGCUCCGAUGCCAGAAAAAGAAAAUCUAAGACGCCGAAGAUUUACACAAAAACCGGAGACAAAGGCUUUUCCAGCACAUUCACGGGCGAACGCAGACCGAAAGAUGACCCGGUCUUUGAAGCUUUGGGCACUACGGAUGAAUUAACCUCUGCCAUCGGAUUGGCAAGAGAGUUUGCUCUGGAAAAGGGUCACACAUUUGUGGAGGAACUUGACAAGAUCCAAUGUGUGUUGCAAGAUGUCGCUUCCAACGUGGCAACCCCCAUCUCCUCUGCACGUGACAGCCACCUCAAAAGGACGACAUUCAGUGAAAAGCCAGUGAUGGAGCUGGAGGAGUGGAUUGAUCGAUACACACAGCAACUCCCCCCUCUUACAAACUUCAUCUUACCGUCGGGAGGAAGGAGCAGUGCGGCUUUGCACCUGGCCCGGGCGAUUUGCCGCAGAGCAGAGAGGAGUGUGUGUCCCAUUGUGCAAGCAGGAGAAACGGACCCUAAUACUGCAAAAUAUCUCAACAGGCUGAGCGACUUCCUGUUCACAGUGGCCCGGUACGCUGCUGAAAAGGAGGGCAAUAAAGAACAAGUCUACAGGAGGACGGAGUAGGAUCACUGAUGCUUUCAGUAAAAAGACUGGGAGACCUAGUGAAAUCCAAUACGCAGUGGAUGUAAGUUACACGAAACAUCUUAAAAUACUGAGCUUUUUGUACCUAAAGGACAUCUCUGGUUGAAGGUCAUACACAGCUGAUCACUGCUGCGCUGUGUGAACAAGAUCAAUCAAUGUUGUUUAUUGUAUGGAAUAAUGGGCAUCUUGGAGCUAUCGCAAGUAGGAACAGAAACCAUAGGCCUUAAAACAACCAUGGAACUAACUUUCAAGCUGUCGUCUGCAGUUCUGAAAGGUUCUUAUAUCACCCUGGUUUUAUGCCCCGUGCCUCGCGAGGAUAUCCUUGUGUUUCUGUAUGGAAAGUCUGCAAAAGAAUUAUGUUGCCAAAUCAGCAAAAAUACUUAUUUAAAAAAAACGAAUUUGUAACACAGCACUGUGGAGUCAUUUGGGAAAAUGGGAAUUUUAAAAAUGUUUUAUUAUGUGUAUUGAUUAACUAAAAUAAAGUAGAUGCUGCAAGUGUU